This is a messenger RNA of Penicillium griseofulvum, 660 nucleotides long. RefSeq lists its product as uncharacterized. The coding region runs from base 1 to 660 and encodes 219 amino acids. The transcript is spliced from 2 exons. The record is from RefSeq and is a predicted model, not a curated record. Lineage: Eukaryota; Fungi; Ascomycota; Eurotiomycetes; Eurotiales; Aspergillaceae.
AUGGAAGGGUACUGCGUUCCCCAAACCCAGCUCCCUGAGCGCCUCUACAGGGUACAAUACGACAAAUCAACCACGAAAGACAUGGAACCAGGCCUUGCUGCAACUGACAUGCAGCAUUUCACCGUGGUCCCAACCGAAUUUGGAACUCUUGUCGAGCGCCAUAUCAACAAUCUCAACGACCAAGGCAACAACAUUUUCAUCUCGACCUUCUCCAGCAAGGCCAAGGCCGAUGACUGGAUGUGUCGCAAAUGGCGCUCGUAUGGCAAGGGAGCUCAGAUUCUGGAGAUCGAAACCAAAAACCUUGGCCAUGGAUACGUGUACCGCGCUGGCGCAGUCGCUCACGCUUUGAAGUUGAACGUCUCAUUUACAACUUAUGAUGACCUCUGCAGCGAGUACUUGAUCUUCCAUUUUGUUCCUGCUCGCGCUAUCGUCGCUCGCCUGGCUACGAUGAUUGUCCUGAGUCUGGGGCACUUGGACGGGUAUCACCUGCUCGGAUCCGUCAAGCCCUCGGACAGGAAGCAUCUGCUCGGAUGCGUCAACCCCUCGGACGGGCAGUAUCUACUCAGAUGCAACAAGCACUCGGACGGGCAGCAUGUGUUGGAACAUGACAGCGAUUUCCUCUUUGCCAUCACGGCUCCGGCAGACUCCCUCUCUUGGUAG